UUUAAGUAAGUUAAGUACCAAUGAUUGUCACACACACACGAGGUUUGGCGAAAUUAUUCUCUGCAUUUGACCCAUCACCCUUGAUCACCCCCUGGGAGGUGAGAGGAGCAGUGAGCAGCAGCGGUGGCCGCGCCCGGGAAUCAUUUUUGGUGAUUUAACCCCCAAUUCCAACCCUUGAUGCUGGGACUUAAAUGCUUUGACGCCAAUUUAACUGUGAUAAGUCACAUAUAGGGAUAAAUAAUAAAUGCUUUAAAAUGUAAUAUCGGAAAUAAUCAGUAUCGGUUUCAUAAUUAUCGGUAUCAGCUAAAAAAGUGAAAUUUAUGACUUUUUAAAACGCCGCUGUGUACACGGACGUAGGGAGAAGUACGGAGCGCCAAUAAACCUUAAAGGCACUGCCUUUGUGUGCCGGCCCAGUCACAUAAUAUCUACGGCUUUCCGAACACACAAGCGAAUGCCAUGCAUACUUGGUCAACAGCCAUACAGGUCACACUGAGGGUGGCCGUGUAAACAACUUUAACACUGUUACAAAUAUGCGCCACACUGUGAACCCACACCAAACAAGAAUGACAAACACAUUUCGGGAGAACAUCCGCACCGUAACACAACAUAAACACAACAGAACAAAUACCCAGAAUCCCUUGCAGCACUAACUCUUCCGGGGCGCUACAAUAUACACCUCCCCCACGCUGUACCUCCGCAGGGGAAACUGGGUAAAAACACGGCACACUGCUAAAGCUGGACCUAUUUUACUAUAACAAUCUACAAGGUUAAAGUCCGCUUCUCUUCUUUCUUUUGUAAGUAUUAAUGAUGCAGCAGACAUGGUGUGUUCCUAUCAGUGUUUGCUCCAGCUGUGUGGCUACAAAAGUGUUCCCAGUCUUGCAGUUAAUCAUUGGACCAGUGGAGAUCAGACAUGAAGCAGCAAACCUUCUGCGCGGUCCUCGUUCUGGCGUUCUGGACCCCUUGUCACGGCGGGCCCCUGACGGCCCCCCACGCCAACAUGACGGACCAGGAGCUGUUCUGGGGCGCCGACCAGUACGACUUCUCCGUGGUUCUGUCCGCCGCCGGCAUGGAAUGUUUCUGGCACUUUGCUCACACGGGAGAGAAGUUCUACCUCAGCUUCAUGGUGCAGUGGGUGACGGGUGUCGGCCAUGACAGACACCUGUCCGUCACCGUCAACGCCCCGAGUGGCCUGCUGCUCUCCGGCGUGGACGACGCCACUGGUCAGGUGGAAUUUGACGCCAAGGAGACUGGUUUCUACCAGAUGUGUUUCAGCAACUUCCACAACCGCUUGGGAACGAUGCAGGUGUUCCUCAGCUUCGGCGUUUACUACGACGAGCACCGCGCGGACGGCGACGUGAAGAAAGACGACGCGUCCGAGCAGCUGAACGACACGCUGAGCAUCAUCCAGGACUCCGCCCACAGGGUGGAGAACCACGUCUUCCACAUGUUCCGCUACUACAACUUCGGCCGCAUGAGGAAGAGCGCCGACUACUACCUGCUGAUGUCCAACGCCCGCUACGUCACCUGGUGGUCGGCGGCGCUCAGCCUCCUGGUGGUGGCCUCGGGUUACCUGCAGCUGGUCUUCCUCAAGAGUCUGUUUGGCCGCGAGGCCGACCCCCAUGACCGUGCGCCUCGCUGCUGAAGACUGGCUGACAACUGUAUCAAGGUCUUAUAUCGCUCCGUAUUGAUAAAUAGCGAUAUUUUUUCUGACCUACGGAAAACAAAAAAUAGGAGAAAAAUGUAUCAAAUGUACGGAGCCCCUAAAGGGACAUGGGGGAAUUUUUCU
This is a messenger RNA of Nerophis lumbriciformis (worm pipefish), 1786 nucleotides long. RefSeq names its product transmembrane p24 trafficking protein 6 (gene tmed6). The record is from RefSeq and is a predicted model, not a curated record. Lineage: Eukaryota; Metazoa; Chordata; Actinopteri; Syngnathiformes; Syngnathidae.